Eimeria tenella is the source of this 1104-nucleotide messenger RNA. RefSeq lists its product as uncharacterized. Bases 1 to 1104 code for a protein of 367 amino acids. The transcript is spliced from 2 exons. The record is from RefSeq and is a predicted model, not a curated record. NCBI's taxonomy places the organism in Eukaryota, Apicomplexa, Conoidasida, Eucoccidiorida, Eimeriidae.
AUGAAGUUGCAGAUUGGGAAACUAGCUGCCUUCCCUCGGCGUGUCUCUUUGCUGCUGCUGCUCCUGCUGCUGCAGCUGGGCUUUGAGGAUGUGAAGCUGCUUCUGUGCGGCCCCUCGGGGGGCUGCUGCGGCUGCUGCUCUUUCCUGCUUCCUGCUGCUGCUAGCAGCAGAAACGAACCGGGGUACAGCAAAACAAAGAGUGCUGCAGCAGGGAAGGACUUGCAGCAUGUACAGAAACAGCUGCAGCAAAAAGAGAGGCAGCAGCAAAAGCAGAAGCUGCAGCGCCAAAAGGGGGAGCAGCAGCACCAAACAGAACGGCUGCAGCAGCAAAAAGAGAUGCCGCAGCAGCAGAAAGAGAAGCGACAGCAGCAAAAAGGGAAGCAGCAGCAGCAAAAGGAGCAGCACGUGUCCGAUCAGCAAAAGCAGCAGCAGCACCAACACCAGCAUUUCUUGAGUCAGCAGCUGCAGCAUCCGCUGAAGCAAAAGUGCUGUGUGGAGACACAGCAGCAGCAGCAGCAGCAGCAGCCGCAGCAGCAGCAGCGGACGCAACACAGGCAGCAGCAGCGUUUGCAGCAACAGCUAAUGGGUUUGGACAGUGAUGAGGCUUUGGACAUCUACAACACAGAAGAAGAUGCGGAAGACUCUGUUAGCUGUUUGCUGCAGCAGCAGCAGCAGCUGCAGCCACAGCAGCUGCAGCAAGAGCGGAGGCCGUCUCAGCAGCGCGACCUGCAGUCCGACACCGCAUUUUUGCAGCAGCAGCAGCAACAGCAACAGCAGCAGCAGCUGCAGCAGCAGCAACUGCAGCAGCAGCAGCUGCUGCUGCCAGACAUGGACCUGGGGGGGGGGCCCUCGCGGCUGCGGCUGCAGGACUUGCCUCCUCUUUCUUUUCCCAAACCCUCGCCGGACUUGGUGAAGCUCACGGAGCCCCUGGCCUUCCACACCAAGCCCCAAGGAAAGGAGCCAAUAAGGAAGAUGUACCCCUUCGGGGUUCCCAUAGAAGUGCGCAGUGUAUCUACAGGCCUCCGCAUAAAACUCAUUCUCCAGGCAGUGCUCGGCUCUGGCGGCCAGGGCAUUGUUUUGCUGGUGAGUCAAGGAGCUAGCUAG